Oncorhynchus nerka (sockeye salmon) is the source of this 5790-nucleotide messenger RNA. RefSeq names its product calcium-dependent secretion activator 1. The record is from RefSeq and is a predicted model, not a curated record. NCBI's taxonomy places the organism in Eukaryota, Metazoa, Chordata, Actinopteri, Salmoniformes, Salmonidae. Gene Ontology annotation, cellular component: glutamatergic synapse. The coding region runs from base 536 to 4510 and encodes 1324 amino acids. Gene Ontology annotation, biological process: synaptic vesicle exocytosis; dense core granule exocytosis; positive regulation of exocytosis. The transcript is spliced from 30 exons.
AGAACGACGGUAAAUUCUCGGUACCUUCCAGUGGUAUCUUCCCAAUCCGCGCGUUGCUUAGCAGGAAGCGGCCAUCGAUAGUUUUCUAUUGACAAAUCGCAUCAGGAAAAUAAGUGAAAGUCGAUGGUUGUCCGUUCUUUCUAUCUUUCAUCCGACACCUUCCAGUUCUCAUAGAUAGCAUCCUAGCAAAUCCCCGACGGUGACUGGAGAGUUAAAACGCUGAAAACGCGUAGCCUAAGCAACUACAAUUUUCUUUCGUUCGAAUUCAGUCACUUUUUGUGCGAACAGUUUGAGCUACUCUCGUUCAACAUCAGUCGCGCGCUUUCGUAAUUCCUCUCCUCAACUGACAUUUCCUGUUUUAAAUAUAGUUUAUCUGGAUUUUUUCCUACUUUUUUCCCCCACUGGCGUUGCCAACGCAACACAGAUAGCCUGUCUCUGAACGCAGUCGUUCUUCGAAAAAACCUCCUGUGGCACUGAGACACAUUGGUCUACGCUUUCUCCCCUGUCUAGAUAGUCUCCACCCAAGACCAACAAUAUGUUGGACCCAUCUUCCAGUGAAGAGGAAGCGGAUGAGAUAGUGGAAGAAGAAGGCAAAGAGGUGAUGGCACCAAAGACCGGGGGAGCACGGGUGUCACCCAGCCGGACCACCGACAGUUCUGGUGGGCUCCAGCCCUCGAGCCGGGGAAGCAGCGCUUGUGCGUCCAACCCCAGCCCCUCGGCGGCCAGCGAGAAGGAGAAAGAUGAUCUGGAAAAGAUGCAGAGGGAGGAGGAAGAGCGAAAGAAGAGGCUCCAGCUCUAUGUCUUUGUGAUGCGCUGCAUUGCCUAUCCUUUUAAUGCCAAGCAACCCACCGACAUGGCAAGACGACAACAGAAGAUCAGUAAGCAGCAGUUACAGACGGUGAAGGAGCGUUUCCAGGCUUUCCUCAGUGGUGACACCCAGAUAGUGGCAGACGAGGCCUUCAUCAAUGCAGUCCAGAGCUACUAUGAUAUAUUCCUGAAGAGUGACCGUGUGUCCCGGAUGGUCCAGAGCGGAGGCUGCUCGGCCAGUGACUCGCGGGAGGUUUUCAAGAAGCACAUUGAGAAGCGUGUCCGUAGCCUGCCGGAGAUCGACGGCCUAAGUAAGGAGACAGUGCUCAGCUCCUGGAUGGCCAAGUUUGACACAAUCUACCGCGGAGAGGAUGACCCCAGGAAGCACCAGCAGCGGAUGACAGCCAGUGCAGCCUCAGAGCUCAUCCUCAGUAAGGACCAGCUCUACGAGAUGUUCCAGUCCAUCCUGGGCAUCAAGAAAUUUGAGCACCAGCUCCUCUACAACGCCUGUCAGCUUGAUAACCCAGACGAGCAGGCUGCACAGAUCAGGAGAGAACUGGACGGACGACUGCAGAUGGCUGAUCAGAUCGCCAGGGGCGGCAAGUUUCCCAAGUUUGUGUCCAAAGAGAUGGAGGCCAUGUUCAUAGAGGAGCUGAGAUCCUCAGUGAACCUGCUGAUGGCUAACCUGGAGAGCAUGCCCGUGUCCAAGGGAGGAGAGUUCAAACUGCAGAAGCUCAAACGAGGGCACAACACCUCCAUCAUAGACAUGGGCCAGGAGGACGAGAACACGCUGUCCAAGUCUGACGUGGUGCUCUCCUUCACUCUGGAGGUGGUGAUUGUGGAGGUUCAGGGGUUAAAGUCGCUGGCGCCCAAUAGGAUCGUCUACUGCACCAUGGAGGUGGAGGGGGGGCAUAAGCUCCAGACUGACCAGGCCGAGGCGUCCAAACCAACCUGGGGGACCCAGGGGGACUUCACCACCACACACCCCCUGCCUGCUGUCAAGGUGAAGUUGUUCACUGAGAGCACAGGAGUCCUGGCCCUGGAGGACAAAGAGCUUGGCAGGGUGGUACUCCAUCCGACCCCUAACAGUCCCAAACAGUCCGAACUACACAAGAUGUCCUUGUCCAAAGGCUGCCCUGACAGUGACCUGAAGAUCAAACUGGCCAUCCGCAUGGACAAGCCACAAAACAUGAAGCACUGUGGGUACCUAUGGGCUAUUGGUAAAAAUGUGUGGAAGAGAUGGAAGAAGAGAUUCUUUGUCUUGGUGCAGGUGAGCCAGUACACCUUUGCCAUGUGCAGCUACAGAGAGAAGAAGGCAGAGCCUGUGGAGCUGCUUCAACUGGACGGCUACACUGUAGACUACACCGACCCUCAGCCAGGUCUUGACGGUGGGAGGACCUUCUUCAAUGCAGUAAAGGAAGGUGACACUGUGAUCUUUGCCAGUGAUGACGAGCAGGACCGCAUCCUGUGGGUCCAGGCUAUGUACCGGGCCACGGGCCAGUCCCACAAGCCAAUCCCCCCCACCCAGGUCCAGAAACUCAACAACAGAGCAGGCUCCGCACCUCAGCUAGACGCACCCAUCUCCCAGUUCUACGCGGACCGGGCGCAGAAACAUGGCAUGGAUGAGUUCAUCUCAGCCAACCCCUGCAGCUUUGACCACUCCUCUCUGUUUGAGAUGGUGCAGCGCCUCACCCUGGACCACAGACUCAAUGACUCCUACUCCUGUUUGGGUUGGUUCAGUCCAGGCCAGGUGUUUGUCAUGGAUGAGUACUGUGCUCGUAAUGGUGUGCGGGGGUGUCACAGACACCUGUGUUACCUGGGUGACCUGCUGGAGAGAGCAGAGAACGGGGCUAUGAUUGACCCCACCCUGCUGCACUACAGCUUUGCCUUCUGUGCCUCACACGUCCAUGGCAACAGGCCUGACGGGAUAGGGACGGUGACUGUGGAGGAGAAGGAACGCUUUGAGGAUAUCAAAGAGAGGCUGCGUGUUCUGCUGGAGAACCAGAGCACACACUUCAGGUACUGUUUUCCAUUUGGUCGACCGGAGGGGGCCCUGAAAGCCACUUUGUCCCUGCUUGAGAGGGUGCUGAUGAAGGAUAUUGUGACUCCUGUGCCCCAGGAGGAGGUGAAGACAGUCAUCCGUAAAUGUCUGGAGCAGGCAGCCUUGAUCAACUACCAGCGCCUCUCAGAAUACGCCAAAGUAGAAGCGGAGAAAACUCAGAAAGAUAAGAAAGAUCAUCAGGAUCAGGAUCCAGAGAAUGUAGGGCGCUUAGUCACCCCAGCCAAAAAGCUGGAGGACACCAUCCGCCUGGCCGAAUUGGUCAUCGAGGUUCUCCAACAGAAUGAGGAGCAUCAUGCAGAGGCGUUUGCGUGGUGGUCUGACCUGAUGGUGGAGCACGCGGAGACCUUCCUGUCUCUGUAUGCGGUGGACAUGGACGCUGCUCUGGAGGUGCAGCCCCCUGACAGCUGGGACAGCUUCCCUCUCUUCCAGCUCCUCAACGACUUCCUGAGGACCGACUAUAACCUGUGCAACGGGCAGUUCCAUAGACACCUGCAGGACCUGUAUGCCCCCCUUGUGGUGCGAUAUGUGGACCUCAUGGAGUCAUCUAUCGCCCAGUCCAUCCACAGGGGCUUCGAGAGGGAGUCCUGGGAGCCUGUCAAGAGCCUAACAAGUAAUCUUCCUGAUUUGAGUCUACCAAAUGUCAAGCUCCAAAUGCCCAAAGUACCAAAUCUACCACCAGUUAGCCUUCUAACAAUGCCUAGCUUUUCUACACCCAACUGGAUGGCAGCUACAUGUGACUCAGAUAAUGGCUCGGGGACAUCCGAGGAUCUGUUCUGGAAGCUGGAUGCACUGCAGACCUUCAUCAGAGACCUGCACUGGCCUGAGGAGGAGUUUGGCAAACACCUGGAGAGCAGGCUCAAACUCAUGUCCAGCGACAUGAUUGAGUCCUGCGUCAAACGAACGAGGGUGGCCUUUGAGGCCAAGCUCCAGAAGAGCAGUCGGACCACAGACCUCCGCGUGCCUCAGUCCAUCUGCACCAUGUUCAACGUGAUGGUGGAUGCCAAGGCCCAGUCAGCCAAGCUGUGUGCCAUGGAGCUGGGACAGGAGUUUGUUAGAGAUUGGAGACAGUACCAUUCCCAAAUCGACGCUCUCAUAGAGGAGACUGUGAAGGAGAUGAUCACCUUACUGGUAGCAAAGUUUGUGGUCAUUCUAGAGAGUGUCCUAGCCAAACUGUCCAGAUACGACGAGGGCACUCUCUUCUCCUCCUUCCUCUCUUUCACAGUGAAAGCUGCAUCAAAGUAUGUGGAUGUACCUAAGCCUGGGAUGGACAUUGCAGACGGUUACGUGACCUUUGUGCGCCAUUCUCAGGACAUGCUGCGGGAUAAGGUCAAUGAGGAGGUGUAUGUAGAAAGGUUAUUUGCCCAAUGGUACACCAGCACCAUGAACCUCUUGGGUAUGUGGCUGACUGACCGGAUGGACCUACAGCUCCAUGUCUACCAACUCAAGAUCCUAAUCAGAGUAGUCAAGAAAAAGUACCGUGACUUCCGGCUGCAGGGCGUCCUGGACUCCACGCUGAACAGUAAGAUGUAUGACACGGUGCGGAACAGACUGACCCUGGAGGAGGCCACGGCGUCGGUGAGGGAAGGAGGGAUGUCGGGCAUAUCCAUGAAGGACAGUGAUGAAGACGACGAUGAUGACUAGAUCAACAUCACCGGAUGGAGCCUGCGAAUCAAUGCAUGUACCAACUUUGUUAACCACUGGACCAAUCUUAUAGGGUUAUUAUUUUCCUCUGUCAGAUAGAUAGAAAUACCCACAAAGGAACAACAAUACAAAUUAGUAACCAAAUACAUAAAUUAUAAUGAUAUUAGUUAUUAUAAUUAUAAAAUAUAUAUAUUUAUGUGUUGAACUAAAAAAGUAUAGGUGUUUUACAAAAAAAAGUUAACAUUUGCCUAGCAUUCACUCUUGAAUGUUCCUAAGCAAUAUGGAGAGCCAUGUAUGCGAUGUUGAGUACCAUGAUUAGGGAUAAUGCUUGGUGUGUACCUGUUGAAUCCAAACCUGUUGAGGCGCGAAUACAGUAUACAGUAAUGGUACAUCAUUGUGAGGAGGAGAGUAACAUCACCUAUUGUUCUCAUUCAUCUCAGAGCGUAUGUCUACUGCCUAAAGGGAACCAAACUACAGACAGCCAGGCAACCUGUUUGUAUCUAGAUUACAAUAUAUUAUAAAAAGUAGCUAUCCAUUCUCUCUCGUCUCUUAACAUCAAUGUAGAAUUUACUUUGUUGACUCAAUUCAAUACUCAAUACUACAACAUUUUCCCUCACUGGCAAAACAUUUAGCCACUUUAUUUUUAAUUUUAGAAAUGUUUUAGAAAUGCAAUAUUUUCAUUGUUUCAUUGUUAUAUCUUGUUGAUGUAUUUAUUGAUCAUUUAUGUUUUUUAAAACAUACAUUUAAAAAAAAUGUCAUAUUUGAGUUAUAAUAGCAAUUAUAGCACAAAGAUAUUCAAUCACAAAGGGAAAAGAGACUUUCUUCUGUGUCCCGUAUACUUCCGCCAUUCCAGGUGAUUAUGUGUGUCCACACUUUUAUAUCUUUAUUGUGUCUGCCAGUAUUUCCUCUGCCGCUGAUGUUGUUUUGUAUAUACACAUACUGUACAUUGCCCUGCGUGUAGUUAAUGAAUGUCCCAGGUAUCCUCUUCUCUCCAGAAGUGUGUUUGUUCUCAGUGUAAAGUUACUGAAUGUCCCAGGUAUCCUCUUCUCUCCAGAAGUGUGUUUGUUCUCAGUGUAAAGUUCCUGAAUGUCCCAGGUAUCCUCUUCUCUCCAGAAGUGUGUUUGUUCUCAGUGUGCAGUUACUGAAUGUCCCAGGUAUCCUCUUCUCUCCAGAAGUGUGUUUGUUCUCAGUGUGCAGUUACUGGUGGAGUAAUUUUGCUUCUGCCUUAUGGGAGCCUAUAGAACUGGGGCCCACAAAGUGAAAAUAAAAGUAUCUGUACA